UGGCCCCAUCUACAACACUCCCCCGUGUCUCCCAUCACCUCUGGCCCCAUCUAUAACACUCCCCCGUGUCUCCCAUCACCUCUGGCCCCAUCUACAACACUCCCCCGUGUCUCCCAUCACCUCUGGCCCCAUCUACAACACUCCCACGUGUCUUCCAUCACCUCUGGCCCCAUCUACAACAGGUCGGGGAGGUGGUGCUGGUCCACGGCAGCUCUGGCAUGUACAGUGAGGUGAAGGUGAAGGUGCCAUUAACUCGUCGCUCGGGUUACGCCAUCCUCACCAUCUACAUCCCCACCCUCGUCCUCCUCGUCGUCAGCUACGUCACCCUCUUCUUCAGACCCGUCAUCUUCGACACCAGGAUGAUGUCUGCUCUCACCGUCCAGCUCGUCAUAGCCACCUUGUUCUCCCAGGUGUCAGCCUCGUUACCCAAGACUUCCUACUUCAAGAUGGUGGAUGUCUGGCUCCUCUUCUGUAUUGGUAUUACGUUCCUCACCAUCAUAUUCCACGUCAUGGUGGACAGCAAAGUAAACCGGUCUGGAGGAAAAUCUGUGCGACCAACUGAAAGUUCCGUUACCACCAGCAUCUUAGUGGGACAGAAAGGACUACCUCGGAAACCUGUUCCACUUGUUCGAAGUAAAUGGAUGAACUUUGAGACAGACGAACAGAAGAUGGUUAUGCUAACGCGGAUAACAAUUCCUGCAGUUUUUCUCAUCUUCAACUUCUGCUACUGGAUAUAUAUAGUGAUUUAUUGAUCAUUGA
Procambarus clarkii (red swamp crayfish) is the source of this 759-nucleotide messenger RNA. RefSeq names its product glycine receptor subunit alpha-2. The record is from RefSeq and is a predicted model, not a curated record. Gene Ontology annotation, cellular component: neuron projection; plasma membrane; synapse. Gene Ontology annotation, molecular function: neurotransmitter receptor activity; monoatomic ion channel activity; transmembrane signaling receptor activity. Lineage: Eukaryota; Metazoa; Arthropoda; Malacostraca; Decapoda; Cambaridae. Gene Ontology annotation, biological process: chemical synaptic transmission; monoatomic ion transmembrane transport; signal transduction.